AUGGCCCCUCCAAAGGGAGGCUACGCGCCAAAUCUUGACAAAUUUCUCGACUCGCUCAAGGGGCCUGUCGACACCUCUGUCGAGUUCCUCAUUGCCCUCCUCAAAAGAAGGCAAAUAAAGGGCUCCGAGCCUUGUGCCGUUGCGACAGCCCGCAUUCUCCUCCAGGUGGUAGCAAAAGAAAAAUGGACAGAUGUUGACCAGCUGAUCGAACGCAUACGGGUUGUGGGAACGAGACUGGUGGCAGCCCAGCCCCGUGAGCUGGUAAUAGGAAAUGUGGUCAAGAGAGUCUUGCGCCUGAUUCGCGAUGAAGCCAUGGAGGACAGGAAUGAAGCAGGUGGCGACUCUUCGCCAGCUUCUCCAGCAAGCAUGCUACCGACACCAAUAGUCGAGAGCAUCCCGGAUGUGAAGCCUUUUCGUCCACCAACGCUGAACAGCCUGGGUUCCUUUGCCAGGACCCAGUCCAUGUUCAGUCUCCUGGCAGACCCCGACGUCGCCCCGCCGUUGUGGUCAAACGGCACCACACCAGCAGCGGCUUCGGGCACCUCAACGCCCCUAUCUCGUACUGCUCUCAGCCAAGCUACCAACAUUUCUGCUUUGCGGUCCGAGGUCAUCGAUGGUAUAGAGGAGAUUAUGGAUGAAAUCAAGCAAGUCGACGACCAGGUCCAAACAUAUGCCGACAUCAUCAUCCACCCCGGCAACUACAUACUAGUCUACCAACCCUCCCGCACGGUACAAAAAUUCCUCACACGUUGCAAGCGAAAGUUUAAUGUGUUGCUCGUUGUGGAUCCGUCUACGGCAACGUCGACGGAAGACUUGUACGCCUCUUUCCGGAAGUCAUUAGUAGCAGGAGGGUCUACCGUAGUCAAAGUCAUGAACACUGGUCUCAUGGCUUACAUGCCGAGAGUCAACAAGGUCAUUCUUGAGGCCCGAGCUAUUACGGCCACGGGCGAGGUUGUAGUAGACUCUGGCGCCGCAUCAAUUGCACGUGCUGCUCGACAACAGGGCCGGACAGUCAUUGUCGUCGGUGGUGUGUACAAGUUGAGUCCCGACAGUCAAGCAAACCAGACCAUUGAAUGGGGUGAUCCCUCAAAGUAUGUCAACUUUUCGGACGGACAAAUGGUCGGGCAUGUUAAAGUCAAGAACGCCGUCUCUGAGUCUGUUCCCGAGGCCGACACCUAUCUCACGAACCUGGGGGCCAAUUCAAAAGAAUACCUGCAUGUCAUCAUCGAAGACCACUACAAGGAGGAAGAUAUUGGGCUGGACCUGUACGGCACAAUACGGAAGUAA
Pseudomassariella vexata is the source of this 1287-nucleotide messenger RNA. RefSeq lists its product as uncharacterized. Gene Ontology annotation, biological process: translational initiation. Gene Ontology annotation, molecular function: guanyl-nucleotide exchange factor activity; translation initiation factor activity. The record is from RefSeq and is a predicted model, not a curated record. Gene Ontology annotation, cellular component: eukaryotic translation initiation factor 2B complex. The transcript has a single exon. NCBI's taxonomy places the organism in Eukaryota, Fungi, Ascomycota, Sordariomycetes, Amphisphaeriales, Pseudomassariaceae. The coding region runs from base 1 to 1287 and encodes 428 amino acids.